Spirometra erinaceieuropaei is the source of this 507-nucleotide messenger RNA. NCBI's taxonomy places the organism in Eukaryota, Metazoa, Platyhelminthes, Cestoda, Diphyllobothriidea, Diphyllobothriidae. The record is from the annotation of a GenBank genome assembly.
AUGGCUGCCCCCAGUCGUCGGGUUGCCAGCAUCGGUGCUCCUCCCACCAUCACAACUGACCGCGGUGCCCAUUUCGAGUCUCACCUCUUCCAAUCUCUUCUCUCCUUUUUGGGAUGCUCUCGCAUUCGCACUACAGCCUAUCACCCUGCUGCCAGCGGGAUGGUUGACCGUUAUCGCCGACAAUUGAAAAGCUUCCUACGCGCUGCAGAGGGCCUGGAGAGCUGGAUGGACCAUCGUUCCCUGGUCAUGUUGGGCAUUCGCUUCUCUCUCAAGUCAGACCCUCGCUGUUCCGUCGUUGAACUCGUGUUAGGUACCACUGACCGACUUCCGGGUGAGACAAUCACGCCGACUCCUCCAGGUGCGGUCGAGGAUCCUAUCAACCUUCUGCACCCUCUCCGGCAAUUUGUGUGGACACAUCCCCCAGCUCCGCCCAGACCAAGCGUCUCUGAGUCUUACGUUGACAAAGACUUGGCGACAUGCUCUCAUGUCUAUCUACGGUGUGAUUGA